CGUCAAAAAGACUCCGCUCCCAAGGUAGAUGCCUAUAAUCUCGUUCCAGAGUCGAAAACCUCAGUAUUCGUCAGCUUCGUAGGCUCCCAACGACACCAGUGAAGGCACUUGAGUAGACAUGGCGACGAAGGCAGCUACUGCCAGUUCACCCUCGCCGCCUCCGCCGCCGUCAUCGCUACCGGCGGCAUCCAGCGGCCCCACGGCGCCGACAGACGCGAGGCGAACGUCUAAUUGGUCGCUGUGGCCAAUCAAGACGUCGUCUUCCUCGCCGUCGUCGCCGUCGUCAAUAAAGCAGCAGCAGGUGGCUCAGGCGCAGAGACAAACGCAGACGCAGACGCAGGCACAGACGCAGACGCACCACGGAGACUUUCGUUCUUCAACUUCAGGCUCGCCGCCUUCGCCCUUUUGGGCCGGACACAGUGACUCGUCGCCUCCCUCGACCCCGCCCGACGUCGAGCCGCGCACGGAUCUCGGGCCAAGCUCUUCUUUGCUCAAAUCGCCAAGCUCGAGGAACGACAUCUUCUCCGCGCCAAGCCCUCAGAUGGCCCCCGCUCCACGGAGAAUACCGCCGUCGCCGAUCUCCACGGCAACAUCUGCCACGAUGGCCACGACGCCCAGCAAGGUGACGCCGAGCAAGAACUCGAGCUUCUUUGGCAGUGGCUCGCUUUCGCCCUCGCCUGCCUCGGCCUCGGCUGCGAUGCAAUCCCACCAGCUGCGCGUGGCGCCCAACGCCGCAUACAUGUCGUCCGACGAACGGCCAGCAUACGGUCGAUCGAGCACCGAAGAGAGGGAGCGAGAGCGGGCGAGAAUCAGACAGAGCAAUUCAGAGAUCGACUUUCGUCUCUGUCCUGCCAAGUCGUACCUGCUCGGCGAAGGAAGGCACUGCAACGUCUACCUUGGCUCCUAUCGUAUCAAGAGCCAGGGCGAGUGGCAGCUGUGCGCCGUAAAGAGGCUCCACGCCGAUCGACAGAGCCAGCUGCUCGGCCUGGACGAGGCCUUUGCCCUCCGGCGGCUUGGUGCUCACCCGCACAUCAUCAAGCUCAUCAGUGUCAGGGACGAGGUUGUCCUGGCAGCACCAUCGCCCAACAGCGACAAAGACGAUGGAAGGAGCCUUGGCAAGGGCCUGCCUUCGACUCUUGCAAGCCACUUGCGGUCGUCGAGCGACACCCAGUCUCACGUUGAUGUUGCGCCUCCCGUUGUGCCGCGGGAACGCGAAGACCCCGUUUCUCACCGAAGACUGGCUAGCCAGCCGCUGGACCGAGCCACGCAACGAGCAGUGCACGCAAUGCAGCCGCCCGUCGUCCUCGUAGCCUCGCCUGACGGCAGCGAGCUGCAUUCCUCCGACUUCAAUGUCAGCCUCCGCCCCUCUGAAAAUCACACCGACCCGCCCCGCUUGUUGAUCUUGCUGGAGUUGCUCCCAUAUAGCCUCAGCUCUUUUGCAAGGAAGAACCCCCUGCUUGUCGACUGGUUCCAGUGGAAGAAGUGGGCCGUCCAGCUCUCCGAGACAGUGGCCUGGCUCCACGGAAAGGGCUGCGUCCACGCGGACCUCAAGCCCGAGAACAUUCUGCUCACGACCGACCUCGACGUCAAGUUGUGUGACUUCAACUCUGCUCUUUUCCCCCAUCCGUCGAUCCCCCUCACCGACGGCCUCGGCCUGGGCACGCCCGCAUACAGCGCACCUGAACUCAUGCGCGGCGCAGCCAACCGCGAGACUGGCUUCAGCUUUGGUGUCGAUGUCUGGAGUCUGGGCGCCAUCCUCUACACUCUGGCCACCGGCAAAGAGGCUUUCUCGAGGGCGCGAAGCAUGAUUGACCUGCUCUACCGCAAGCGAAUGUUCUUUGAGUCAGAGGAGAAUGACCGCAUCGCGAGGCAGAGUGUUGCAGAAGGCUGGGGAAACGUCAGCUCAAAUGCUGGGUCACAGCCUGUCAGCCGAAGUGGGAGUCUGCGCAAGAAGAACAGCACCAAGAGGCAUGCAAGUGGCGCUAGUGACGAGAGCUCCAAGUACCAGCCAUUUGCUCAGCCUGCCCUUCGGCGCGAGCCCAGCUGCGAGAGCGUUUCGAGUGUGGCAAGCGGCCUGCUCCGGUCAGCUUCUGGGGGGCGGCAGACGAGCGCAGAGGCCAUCGAUACACUCCUCGAGCCAUCGACACCUGUGGGUCUUCUUGUGCCGCCGGGCUCGAAGAAGGAACAGACCUCUUCGGCCCCGCACAAUCUCGGCCAUCACCGUGCAUCAUCGCUGGGAAAGAGUCACGCUAGUACGCUUCAGCCUCAUGCGCCCCGUUCGUUGCGCGCUACAGCUGUAGCGAGGCCUACAGUGCUAAGAAGGACGACGUCUUAUGGCGGUGCUGAGAGCGAAGAAAGCUCGUCACCAGAUCCUACGAAUACAUCACAACAGCAGCUACAACAACAACAGAAGCAGCAGCAGCAACAGCAGCAAGAUGCGAUGGGUGGCCGUGACGCGAGUCUUAGUGCUCAUUCUGGACAUCGGCGAGAGAAGAGUGACGAUUCGACCACCUCGUCAGCCUUUGGUUCACCCGUGUCGUCGCCCAAGACAUCAGCGGGUCUUCGUCUGGCCGUUACACAGGCUUUAGCCGCUACACAUCAGCAGCAGCAGCUAUCACGACAGGCGGGCAGCGAGGGCCAGGAGACGGAAGAAGAAGAAGGAGAUGAUGAAGAGGAAGAAGAAGACCGUACACCGUAUCGGGACGGCUCGACAGCCCUUAUCCUGCCUGGCGGAGGAAGGCUUCCAGACGAAGCCAGAGACCUGCUCGAAAGAAUGCUCUCAACGGACCCGAGAAGAAGACCUACGGCACAAGAGUGCCAUCGGCUCUUCACGAAAAUCGGUCUGUGACAGUGUCCAGUAUCCCCCAAAGCCAAUGAGUUACCCCCUGUGCUCUCCCCUUUCCAAAUUUCACCACUGUGCCGUGUAUUGUAGAAUUAUGUAAA
This is a messenger RNA of Acaromyces ingoldii, 2943 nucleotides long. RefSeq names its product kinase-like protein. Bases 119 to 2848 code for a protein of 909 amino acids. The transcript has 2 exons. Gene Ontology annotation, molecular function: protein serine/threonine kinase activity; ATP binding. Gene Ontology annotation, cellular component: cytoplasm; nucleus. Lineage: Eukaryota; Fungi; Basidiomycota; Exobasidiomycetes; Exobasidiales; Cryptobasidiaceae. Gene Ontology annotation, biological process: mitotic DNA damage checkpoint signaling; protein phosphorylation. The record is from RefSeq and is a predicted model, not a curated record.